Molecule: messenger RNA, 834 nt
Organism: Parnassius apollo (apollo)
Lineage: Eukaryota; Metazoa; Arthropoda; Insecta; Lepidoptera; Papilionidae
Source: the annotation of a GenBank genome assembly
AUGUUUAUUCGAAACAGAAGCAACUCGAUAUCGUCUCUGCCAAAAAAGCUUAAUGACUAUAGCUCCAACCAACAUAGAGAGCAACAGGAGAAAGAUAAUCUGGAUUCACAGACCGAGACCCAAUUUGACAGUGACAACAUAACCUCAGACGAAUGGCAAAUCGAUGAAAUUCCCACCAGGAGAAAGAAAAGGAAAGAAACAAGUCCAAUUCACAACGACGGGAAUAAAAAACAGAAAAAUUCCCCAGACUUUGUGAUCCCUACACGUAAUAGUUUUGAACUACUUGAUACGGAAUCUACGAAUAGAAUCAACAAUACAGACAAAGUAUAUUUACCAAAGCCAGAACCCAUCUUUGUUACGGGCGUAAUUAAUGUAAAUUCUCUUAAGGAUGUACUAAACAAAUUUCUAAAGAGCGACCUUUACCUCAUGACCACACUCAGAUCUGGACACGUUAUAAAAAUUAUACCUAAAGACAUCCAGACAUACAAAAUGAUUCGAGAGAACUUCAUUGCCAAUAAUAUCUCACACUAUACUUACCAGCUUAAAAGCGAGAGAGCAUACAGAGUAGUACUACGCGGACUCCAUGCAUCAGAAAAUACCACAGAAAUCUCGAAAGAAUUGUAUGAAAUUGGACAUGAAGUGAGACAAAUAGUCAAUAUCAGACAUCGAGAUACAAAGGAACCGUUGCCUGUAUUUUAUGUCGAUUUAGAACCAAAGCCAAACAACAUAACCAUUUUCGAUGUAAAAUACUUGAAUAACAUGAAGAUUUCCUUCGAAGCCCCACAUAAGAAAAAGGAAAUCAUUCAGUGCAAGAGAGAAGAACCAAUGUUUUAG